Bipolaris oryzae ATCC 44560 is the source of this 261-nucleotide messenger RNA. RefSeq lists its product as uncharacterized. The coding region runs from base 1 to 261 and encodes 86 amino acids. The transcript has a single exon. The record is from RefSeq and is a predicted model, not a curated record. NCBI's taxonomy places the organism in Eukaryota, Fungi, Ascomycota, Dothideomycetes, Pleosporales, Pleosporaceae.
AUGCCUCCUCGCAGAAACAACAACAACAACAACACAAAUACCACCCCGACACCUAUCCUAACAUUUCAUAACCAACACCUACCAACCACCCUCCAACAGGCACCUUUUGAUCGGCGAAACAGACUCAGGCGUGCUGUGCCUUGGUAUAGACGCGGCGAGGAUGUCUGGCGCUCUCGACUGGAAACCACAAGUCACAUCGGGAUAUGUCUUGCCGCCAUUAUAACACUUAUUCACUUCCUUCGGCGACGCGAUGCAGAAUAG